Messenger RNA from Saccoglossus kowalevskii, 1251 nucleotides. RefSeq names its product obg-like ATPase 1. The record is from RefSeq and is a predicted model, not a curated record. Gene Ontology annotation, cellular component: cytoplasm. Gene Ontology annotation, molecular function: ATP hydrolysis activity; GTP binding; ATP binding. Lineage: Eukaryota; Metazoa; Hemichordata; Enteropneusta; Harrimaniidae.
GAAAAAUAAAAUCCGCCAUUUUGGAUUUCCCGACCUGGUGCAAGAAUAUUCUUGCAAAAGAAAUCGAGAUAAUAGACUAAGAAAUUUAUGAGAAGUUAUGCCUCCCAAAAAGAAGGAAGCACCAACAAGUAAACCAUUAAUUGGUAGGGUUGGAACAUCGUUAAAAUGUGGAAUUGUGGGACUACCGAAUGUCGGGAAAUCUACUUUUUUCAAUGUUUUAACAAAAAGUCAAGCUGCUGCUGAAAACUUUCCUUUUUGUACAAUAGAGCCAAAUGAAAGUAACAAAAUUCCAGCGUUUUUGAAAGUUGUUGACAUUGCUGGUUUAGUGAAGGGAGCACACGAGGGUCAAGGACUCGGUAACGCUUUUCUUUCGAAUAUCAAGGCAUGUGACGCCAUCUUUCAUAUGACGAGGGCAUUUGACGAUGAUGAAGUCACGCAUAUUGAAGGCGAUAUCAAUCCAGUCAGAGACAUGGAAAUUAUUUUUGACGAACUGCGCUUGAAAGAUAUCGAGUACUUGCAAGAUCGGAUAGCAGACUUGGAGAAAAAAGUUUUACGUGGCGCUGAUAAGGCAAAGAAGCCUGAAUAUGAAUGUUUACUGAAAAUCAGGACUAUAUUAGAAGAAGAAAAGAAACCGAUUCGGUUUGCUGACUGGACUGGUAAUGAGAUUGAACUUCUGAAUAAACAUCUUUUGCUGACUUCAAAACCAAUGAUUUAUCUUAUUAAUCUAUCUGAAAAAGAUUUUCUCAGAAAAAAGAACAAAUGGCUUGUUAAAAUCAAGGAAUGGAUUGAUGCUAAUGAUCCCGGAGCAAUAGCUAUUCCAUUUUCAGGAAUAUAUGAAUACAGCAUUCUAGACAAAGAUACUAAUGAGGAAAAAGAAGCUUUUAUGAAAGAGAAAGGAGCUCAAGGUGAGUUUGGUGAUGAGCGAAAAGGAACGAAAGCACCGCAAGCUGCCGGACGAGUACAUGGCGACUUUGAAAAAGGUUUUAUUAUGGCUGAAGUUAUGAAGUAUGUGGAUUUCAAAGCUGAGGGAUCAGAAGCUGCAGCAAAGGCUGCAGGUAAGUACAGACAACAAGGCAGAAACUACGUUGUAGAAGAUGGCGACAUCGUUCUAUUCAAAGCGAACACUGCGGCCGGUUUAACAGACAAGAAGAAGAAGUAAAUCACAAUCAAGAUAUCUCAAUUUUAAUCUGUAAUUUCAAAAUAUUGUUGAAAUGAAAAAAAAUGAUGAAUUAAUUCUCAAGAUUCAAAUAA